Molecule: messenger RNA, 2214 nt
Organism: Solenopsis invicta (red fire ant)
Lineage: Eukaryota; Metazoa; Arthropoda; Insecta; Hymenoptera; Formicidae
Product: zinc finger MYM-type protein 1-like
Exons: 1
Coding region: 1-2214 (737 amino acids)
Source: RefSeq, a predicted model, not a curated record
AUGAGUGACGGAAGAAAACGAUUAAGCGGUUAUCAAUUCAGAAAAAAUGCUAAAGAAAAAAGGGAGAAAGAAGAAAAAGUAUUAAAACAAACUGCUACACUAGAAUUAUUUUUUUCAAAGUCUAACAGUACUAGUGUUGCUUGUGCUAGUACAAGAAAUAAUAAUAGUGAAACAGAAGCAGUUAAACGUGAUAGUAUCUUAAAUCAGUCCACGACUGCAGUUUGCAAGGAAGAAAAUGACAUAAUAAUAAAAGACGUAGAAAAAGAGACAACAACAAUAAACGAGAUCGUCAGUACAUGCGAUAAAGACCCGGCUAAAUGGAUAUUAAAUGAAUCAACUCGCGAUUAUUUUGCUGUCAACAGAUUUAUACAAAAUAAAGAUGCUGAUUUUAAAUUAUCGAAACGAGAAUAUUCUGAUCAAGCACGCUAUUUUUCAUCGAGUUUAUUUCAACGUAAAUUAUUAAAUGGUGAAAAAUGUUCAAGAACAUGGCUUAUAUAUUCUGAAAGUACAAAUCGUGUAUUUUGUGGACCAUGUCGAUUAUUAAAUGUGGAUAAUUAUUUUGCAAAAGAAGGUUUCAAUGACUGGAAAAAUAUGAUCAAAUCUAUAGAAUGUCACGAAAAUUCCAAUUUUCAUAAAUCAUCUAUAUUAACUUUAAAAAUAAGAGGAAAUAAAAUAGGACAAGUUGAUAAAACGUUGAUAAAGCAAUUAGAUGAAGAAAUAUCUUAUUGGAGAAAAGUGUUAGAAAGAGUAGUAGCUGUUGUGAGGUCACUUUCUUCCCGUGCACUUCCAUUGAGAGGUCACGAAGAAAAGUUUGGAUCACCCAAAAAUGGAAACUUUCUUAUGGCACUAGAAUUAAUCUCACAAUUUGACCCUUUUUUGGCCGAACAUAUUAAAAGAUAUGGUAAUCCAGGUAGUGGGCACACUAAUUAUUUAUCUGCAACGAUUUAUGAAGAAUUAAUUCAGCUAAUGGCCAAGCAGACACAAGAGACUAUUCUUGCGGAAAUUAAAAAAGCGAAAUAUUAUUCUGUGAUAAUAGACUCGACACCCGAUAUAUCUCAUAUCGAUCAGUUGUCUUUUAUUAUAAGAUAUGUUCAAGAAUGUGGUUCACCAGUAGAACGUUUUAUUACAUUUCUUCCAAAUACAGGACAUAAAUCACAGGAAUUAGCAGAAACCGUCAGCAAAACACUUAUUGAUUUGGAUAUUGACAUAUCUAGUUGUAGAGGCCAAUCUUAUGAUAAUGCUGCUAAUAUGUCUGGUGCUUAUUCGGGACUUCAGAUGAGAAUCAAAGAACUAAAUCCUUUAGCUGAGUAUGUGCCAUGUGCUGCCCAUUCGUUAAAUCUCGUAGGAACCUGUGCCGCAAGUUGUUGUACUGAAGCAACAAAUUUUUUCGGUGUCCUCCAGGAACUUUUUAAUUUUUUCUCGGCAUCCACACACCGGUGGGAAAUAUUACAAUCAUAUAUGAAAGCCAAACUAACACUGAAGCGACUAUCAACAACACGGUGGUCUGCUAGAGAUGACGCUUGCCGAAGUUUGAAUGAAUCUUGGUUGGAGAUUAUUGAAGCUUUGUCCUUCAUUGAAAAUAACGCAGCAGAAAAAAAUAUAACCAGAAGUGAAGCAAAGGGAUUGCGAAUUCGUUUAGAACGAUUAGAAACCGCGUUUAUGGCUAUAUUUUGGGGUACUUUGCUUUCAAGAUUAAACGCAUCAAGUAAGAAACUACAAAGUAUAGAUAUUGAUAUCUCCAUUGUUUUAGAAUUGUAUAAGUCUCUUAUUAAUUUCGUCCAAAGGAUUAGAAACGACUUUGAUGAAUUUGAGAACAAAGCGAAAUUAUUGUCAAAUGAGCAGAAAUACGAAAGAUGUAAAUCCCGAAUAAAGAAAAGAAAAUUGCAACUUGACGAAUCACGAGAUGGCGAUGCUGAUGAAACGUUCUGCAGCAGAGAUCGUUUUCGAAUUGAAACAUUUCUUGUAAUUUUAGAUAGUUUACGAACUGAAUUAGAAAAACGGUGUUCUGGGUAUGAACUUAUACAUGAUAGAUUCAUUGUGCUCAUCAAAUUAAGAGAGUUGAGUUCAGUAGAAAUAAGAGAACAUGCUAUCCGCGUCUGUGAAGGCUUUCCCGAUGAUAUUGAACUCAGUAUUGUUGAAGAAUUGUUACAUUUGCGUGAACAAUUACUCUUGCCAGAAAAUAUAUCCGUGUCAGUGCAAGAUAUAUGCACAUAG